This is a messenger RNA of Chanos chanos (milkfish), 1740 nucleotides long. RefSeq names its product cholinergic receptor, muscarinic 3b (gene chrm3b). Gene Ontology annotation, molecular function: G protein-coupled acetylcholine receptor activity; G protein-coupled serotonin receptor activity. The record is from RefSeq and is a predicted model, not a curated record. Gene Ontology annotation, biological process: G protein-coupled receptor signaling pathway, coupled to cyclic nucleotide second messenger; saliva secretion; positive regulation of smooth muscle contraction. The transcript has a single exon. Gene Ontology annotation, cellular component: dendrite; synapse; plasma membrane. The coding region runs from base 1 to 1740 and encodes 579 amino acids. Lineage: Eukaryota; Metazoa; Chordata; Actinopteri; Gonorynchiformes; Chanidae.
AUGAACCUGACGUCCAGCGCAGAUCCCGGAAUGUUCCUGACCAACAUUUCCCCUGGCAUGAGGGCCAGUCCAGAGACCGCCAUCCUCACCCCAAACCUCUGGCCUGAGAUGACCGGCCGACCGGACAACGAUUCCCUCUUUGGCCAGAGCGCCAACAUGAGUGGCUCCCACAAUGUUUACGACCCGUUGGGUGGCCACAAAAUCUGGCAGGUUGUUCUCAUUGUGUUCCUCACUGGCCUCCUGUCCCUGGUCACCAUCAUUGGCAAUAUUUUGGUACUGGUGUCAUUUAAGGUGAACAAGCAGCUGAAGACAGUGAAUAACUAUUACCUGCUCAGCCUGGCUUAUGCUGAUCUCAUUAUAGGCGUCCUAUCGAUGAACCUUUAUACCACUUACAUCAUCAUGGGCAAAUGGGCUUUGGGCAACUGGGCAUGUGACCUGUGGCUGGCAAUAGACUAUGUAGCCAGUAAUGCCUCUGUAAUGAACCUACUGGUCAUCAGCUUCGACCGGUAUUUCUCUGUGACUCGACCCCUCACUUACCGGGCAAAACGGACCACAAAGAGAGCCAUGACCAUGAUCGGUUUGGCCUGGUCCAUCUCCUUCGUGCUGUGGGCUCCAGCGAUCCUGUUCUGGCAGUUUUUUGUUGGGAAACGUACGGUGCCAGAGGGCGAGUGUUUCAUCCAGUUCCUUUCCGAGCCCAUCAUCACCUUUUGCACGGCGAUUGCGGCCUUCUAUCUUCCUGUAACCAUCAUGACUGUGCUCUACUGGAGGAUCUACAAGGAAACAGAGAAUCGCUCCAAAGACUUGGCUGGUUUGAGGGGCUCGGGGAACCAGGGCAAGCAAGACAGCCUUGAAGAGACCAGCGUCAUGGUCCCCCAGACAGGAAGCUCCCGCAGUUGCAGCAGCUAUCAGUUGAACCAAAGCACAGGCCAGAAGGGCUCAGGGAAGAAAACAAGUCAGUUCCAUUUCUGGCCAUUUGGUCGAGGCCGGAGUCACACCAGCACAGGAGACACGGAGCACAGCAGCAGCGACAGCUGGAACAACAACGACGCCGGCAUCUCCAUGGACCAAUCAGACGAGGAGGAAGAGGAAGAGGCGGGUGAAAGUAGGGCUAUCUACUCCAUUGUGGUGAACCUUUCGGGGAUGAAUGCAGGUGCUAACACGAUGGAUGAAACGAGCAUGUCCGAGCAGGUACCCCUGAAACCUGAGGGUCGUAGCACAGAAAGACCAUCCAAAAAAGGCUUCGGCAGGACCCCCUCCAUGCCUACGCCCACUCAGGAGAGCUCUAACUCCAAUGCUGCACUCUCCUCCGUCUGCAAGUCUCCAUCCGUACCAAUUUCCCUGAAAGACGCCGCCUUAGCCAAACGGUUCACAGCCAAGGCCAAGACACAGAUCAGCAAACGGAAGAAGAUCUCUCUGGUGAAGGAAAAGAAGGCAGCUCAGACUCUGAGCGCCAUCCUCUUCGCCUUCAUCAUCACAUGGACGCCGUACAACAUCAUGGUCCUGGUGAGCACCUUCUGUAAAGACUGUAUACCCCAGGGAAUCUGGGCUCUGGGCUACUGGCUGUGCUACGUCAACAGCACAGUCAAUCCCAUGUGCUAUGCACUCUGUAACAAGACAUUUCGAGACACUUUCAGAAUGAUCCUGCUCUGCCAGUGGGACCAGAACAAACAGAACAAGGUGCAGUUCAAACCACAGCCAAGGCCACCAGUAGUUGCCUACCGUAAAAAAGAACCCUUGUAG